CAUUUACUCCUUCUUUUCUUUCUUAUAUUAAGUUGUGUGCUACUCAAGAGCAUCAUCAUUUUAAUGAAUUUUUGGCUCUGAUUCUUCAUCUGAGCAAAUUCAUUUAAAGUUCUUAGGAUUUAAAGUCUCUACAAAUGGACAAGCUUGAUGUCUUCAGGAGGGAUCUUGUGGAUGUUCAAGGCAUCCCUCUCUUUUGGAGCAUUGCUGAGGAGUGGUCCCAAGUGGAGUCAUUUGAGGCUCGACCUGAUGAUCUUUUGAUCUCCACCUAUCCCAAAUCUGGAACAACUUGGACCAGUGAAAUACUGGAUUUGAUCUAUAACAAUGGGGAUGUAGAGAAAUGUAAACGGGAUGCAAUCUACAAACGAGUACCCUUCAUGGAGCUUAUAGUUCCCGGAUUAUCAAGCGGGGUUGAACUGUUGAGAAACAUGCAGUCUCCUCGACUAGUGAAAACACAUCUGCCUGCUCAGCUUCUUCCUUCCUCAUUUUGGAAAAAUGACUGCAAGAUGAUCUAUGUGGCACGGAAUGCAAAGGAUGUGGCUGUUUCUUACUAUUAUUUCUACCAAAUGGCAAAAUUGCACCCAGACCCUGGCACCUGGGAAGAGUUCCUUGAUAAAUUCAUGGCUGGGCAAGUGAGUUUUGGUCCCUGGUAUGAUCAUGUGAAGGGCUGGUGGGAGAAAAGAAAAGAUUACCGUAUCCUUUAUCUAUUUUAUGAAGAUAUGAAAGAAGAUCCAAAGAGUGAAAUUAAAAAAAUAUUAAAGUUUCUAGAGAAAGACAUACCAGAAGAAACUGUAAAUAAAAUCCUCUACCAUAGUUCUUUCGAUGUGAUGAAGGAGAAUCCUAAUGCAAAUUACACCACUAUGAAGAAAGAGGAGAUGGACCAUUCUGUGUCUCCUUUUAUGAGAAAGGGCAUUUCUGGUGACUGGAAGAAUCAGUUCACUGUAGCCCAGUAUGAGAAAUUUGAAGAAGAUUAUGUGAAGAAAAUGAAAGGUUCAACACUUAAGUUCAGAUCAGAGAUCUAAGGAAUAUUUGUUUCUUCUCAAUCCCGUUUGGCUGGCACUAAAAUUAGAGAAAAAAGCACAUUCAUGGUUCAGUGAAAUAAAAUUUGGUAUAUGAGUUUUCUAUAUUUACUGACUCAUGAUUUACAAACCUAAAAACAGCAGGUAAUAAUUUGCUUCUAAAUCUCUUCCUUGCAGUAAUAGGUUCACACAGUAGUGUCCUCUUUACUUCCUGUUAUGAAAAGGGCACAAUUUUAAGAGCAUUUAUAACACAAUAUGGUCCUAGUUUCAGCUUUCUGUCCCUCUGUAUAUGGUCUUCAUUUUCUCAGGACAUAGGUUUCUGAAUGAUGUUUGUAUCCAUGAUUAGAUUACCCUUUAGAGAAAGAUUUCAUUUCAUUAACUCUAAUUCAACUUAAUCUGCUGUUAUUUUACAUCUAAAAACACCAUGUUUUUAACAUUGACAAGUUAUUCAAAUUCAUUAUGUCAGAAUAUCCCAUUUACCCCUAUGGCUAGUUUAGGAAUAUUAUAUUAUAAAUGAAUGAAUCAAUAGCACAUAAUUUAUGAAAUUCAAAGUAAAGAUCUAAUUAUUUCUAAUCUUCAUGUCAGAUAUUGAAGGUAUUGUGAAAUUUAUUUGCUGAAAAUGUGAGGUUUGUUCAAAAUUUUCCAAAUCACUAUUCUAAU
Psammomys obesus (fat sand rat) is the source of this 1676-nucleotide messenger RNA. Its product is annotated as sulfotransferase 1 family member D1. The record is from RefSeq and is a predicted model, not a curated record. The coding region runs from base 135 to 1019 and encodes 294 amino acids. Gene Ontology annotation, cellular component: cytoplasm. Gene Ontology annotation, biological process: sulfation. Gene Ontology annotation, molecular function: sulfotransferase activity. Lineage: Eukaryota; Metazoa; Chordata; Mammalia; Rodentia; Muridae. The transcript is spliced from 8 exons.